GAGCCAACCUGGAUGCAAGCAAUGAGGAGCACCUGCAAGAGGUUGAGGAGAUCAGGAAGGAGUUGGCGGAGGCUUGGUUGACAAAGCGCAAGUCAGCAAACUGGCAGUCCAUUUUCCGAGCGCUGAACAUGGUAGAGUCCACCUCCGAUAACGAGAUCAGCAGCAACAAGACAGAGCUUUCCACGCCCAAGCGUGUGAAAAAGGAGUACUUGAAAAGGACACAUAAAGUGAAGAAAGAAGCGCACGACUCUGCGCGCACUCCACAUCGAAGGACAGGGCCAGUAGAGGUGCUUGAUUUGUGCACGCCAGAAGGAAAACCAAAUGUGAAGCCGAAGAUUGAAGGCUGUCGCCCAGCUCCAUCUUUUCCAAAGCCAGAGAUGACUUCGGGUGCUUUGAUUGCUCCUCCUCAAUCUGUUCCACCGAGUCUCCAGACUAAGCACGGCUCAGUGAAAGACGAUCGGGAGGCCGCUGGCAAUGACCAGAUCACUGCUAAGCCGAUCACUGUCAAGAAGAGCGAAGCCAAAAAGGAGAAGCAGAGCGAAGCCAAAAAGGAGAAGCAGAGUGAAGCCAAAAAGGAGAAGCAGAGUGAAGCCCAAAAGGAGAAGCAGAGCUGCGCCAAGGUAAAGAAGAACCCGAAUUUCAAGGAGGAUAUCCAAAUGUUGCCAGCGUGUUCACAGGAUGCCGACAUUGAGCCUGAGGUUGUGAAGCACGAAUCCAUUGAGGAUGAGUCUCUCCUUCAAAUCGUUCCAGCAAAUCAGCGGCGGCGCACUUGCCAAAAGCGUCCCAAGACAGAGCGGGAAGUGCGACUUGGCUUGGUUAGGAAGCUCUUGGCAAGAUUUGGAGUUUCUUACGCCAAAUGGCAAGCAGCCCACUGGGCUCAGUCUGGAUCAAAGAAAGCUGCAGCAUGUCCUGAUGGCAAGUUUACUGAUCUGCAAUCAAGCCAGCUGACUGCAGAAACGAGAUCCAAGAUUGAGUGCCCUGCAUGCCGCUCUCUUCUCCGAGAAUCAGGCUUUUGGGAACAGGACAUUGAGACCUAUUUGGAGAAUGGACUUCAAGAGGAUGCCGAGAAUGAGGAUGCCAAUGAAGACCUGGCAGCAGAAGCACCACCUCCGUGUGAUGAGGAAGACAAGCUUGACGAAGAUGACGAGGACACGGACAUGAAGUUAGAUAGACUGGCCCGCAGAGUGUUGCCAAGGUCUGAAUGGAAGUACUACAAGCAGCAGAUUCCAGUCCGUUGCAAGCUCUGCACCAGCAGGAAACAACGGUUUGGCAAGGUCGUGGAUAUGGUGGCGCCCACACUGAAGGCAUCCAAAUAUUUCUUGCAGCAACACAUUGAUUCAUCCACCCACCAGAGAUUUCAAGCUGCAAGAAGACAUGCCAGUGUGUCCGCAUCCUUGGAGGAAAAGGUGAAAGACGUAGAUUGCGAGGGCAUCAGCUUGAGCGACGAACAAUCAUCUCGAGGUCUCAGCCACUAUAGUCACCAUUUCAGAACCUGGCUGAGUUGGCUUUCGGAUUGUCCCGAAUUCAAAAAGCACCACUACUGCCUUGUCGAUGAUGGGACUACCUGGCUGAUCAGACAUGGAGAGUGUUUGAAACGGUGCCCUCAAGCUCCGCAUGGUAGAAGCAUUUGCCGCCUGUGCACCUCCAUUGUAGAGAAUGGCAGUCUGAAGAAGCGUGUUGUCCAGUGUGCCCUCAAGAAGUAUGCUGCUGAGCUUCUAAGGACAAGACUCUUCGAGACUUCACAGCAGGUGGCUGACCUUCAAGGGAGAAUGCAGGAAGAUGUGCUGUGGCACAGGCAUCAAGACAGGAUGCAGAAGCUCCACACAUGGAGAGACUAUGAGCUUCAAAGCUGGGUACGUUCUACAUUUCUGUCAGUGAGAGUGGACAGAAGGAAUGAGAACUACACAAGCUUUUUAGAUACAGUCGUCGCACCAUGUUGCUCGCUCAAUGUCACAUCUGUCGCCAAUGGCAAGCCUCAGUUGAUGCAAGUUCAACAGAUCUUCCAGAAGUUCCUCGAGGAUCUUUUGAUCUGUUGCUUAUUUUGUAUAUACUAA
This is a messenger RNA of Durusdinium trenchii, 2054 nucleotides long. Lineage: Eukaryota; Dinophyceae; Suessiales; Symbiodiniaceae. The record is from the annotation of a GenBank genome assembly.